AUGACAUUGUGUAUGAAGAAGAGAAUGUGAAAAAAAAGGAAGGGUACUAUAUGAAAGAGUUAUGUAGUAACUCUGAUUCUAAUAAUGAUAUAUGUUCUGAGCCACAUAGUGACUCAAAGUUUGAUGAUGGGACAAGAUCUGAGGGAUCAAGCCCUGCACAAAGAAGAAGAAAUGCCAGACAAGAUGAUAGAAAAAUAGAAAGUGAAGGUGAGCGUACAGAGAAAGUGGCAUUAAUCGAGAAACUUCCAAUGCUGAUGGAGACAACACAAGAACAAAGGAUAGAAGAGAAGAUCGAAAUGCUAAAAACAGAUAACGAAUUAAACG
This is a messenger RNA of Acaulospora morrowiae, 324 nucleotides long. The record is from the annotation of a GenBank genome assembly. NCBI's taxonomy places the organism in Eukaryota, Fungi, Glomeromycota, Glomeromycetes, Diversisporales, Acaulosporaceae.